GAUGGGUUUUGUCCGAAGUGGGGCUGGAGGGAGAAGAACAUGCAGUGCCCGUGGUGCUGGAAGAGUCUUCGUACCCCGCGGCGACGGGUUUUAGUGGUAGCGUCGUGAGUUUCAUGUUGUCGAUCCAGGCCGAAAGUGGUCACCGGAGACCUGACACUUCUGGCCUCCAACUCUACGGGUCAUUGGGCGUGAAAUCAAGACAAUCCAAUCUUGCUUAACACAGAGAUUUGUGCCACUUGAACCGGGAUUAUGUUUUGGCUUUUAGAGUUGUGAGCUUCACUGUGGUGGUUCUCGUAUUGUGACCAGGACCCAGCUGUAGCGAAAGCACGGGAUAGUAUAAGAGGUCGAGCACUUCUUGUGCCCUGUGAUCUUCUUGGGUUCUCCUCAUUCGGUGCACAACACUGAGUUCUGGGAUAGUUGUGAAGGUUCUGGCCUGGGUUUGAUCAACAAACGACGAACUGGUGUUCAACAUCGUCUGAGAAAGCACUGAUUGGCUAGGCCAUCUUUCAGAAUGGGAACUACUGCAGUGAUGGCCCCUCCAGCCCUUCAGAAAAACCUUGAGUCAGACCAGCCACGGCAAGUAACAAGUGUGAUUACUGGGUACCUCUCUAUUGUCGUGCUGGGUGCAUCUGGAGAUCUUGCGAAGAAGAAGACUUUUCCAGCCAUUUUCAACCUUUACACGCAGGGCUUCUUGCCGGACGAAUUGAAAAUUAUUGGGUAUUCGAGGUCUAAAAUGACUACCGAGGAGCUGCACACGACAAUUCGAGGGUACUUGAAAGCAGAUAGGCAAGAUCCAACCAAGAAAUCUGAGGACGUCAUUCACCAGUUUCUGAGCAAGGUUACGUACAUGCAAGGAGCAUACGAUACUGAUGAAGGUUAUAUCAGAAUGAACGAGGAGGUGUCACGUUUUGAACUAGAGAAGGAUGAUAAAGAUUCUUCCACACACAGACUUUACUACUUCGCUUUGCCUCCUUCCGUCUAUCCGGAGGUGAGCGAAAAGGUCCGGAAACACUGCAUGAAUCCAAGAGGAUGGACAAGAGUCAUAGUGGAAAAACCUUUUGGUAAGGAUUUAGAGUCGUCAGAAGCUUUGAGCUCUGAGCUAGGAGCUCUCUUUACAGAAGAGCAGCUCUACCGUAUUGAUCACUAUUUGGGGAAGGAGAUGGUACAAAAUUUGUUGAUUAUGAGAUUCGCCAACCGAUUCUUUCAGCCUAUCUGGAAUCGGGACAAUAUUGCCCAUGUCCAGAUUGUUUUCAAGGAGGACUUUGGAACUGAAGGACGAGGCGGCUACUUCGACGAAUACGGAAUUAUCCGGGACAUCAUUCAGAAUCAUCUUGUACAGGUGCUGUGCUUGGUGGCCAUGGAGAAACCAGUUUCACUAAGUCCGGAGCACAUUCGGGAUGAGAAAGUCAAGGUUCUACAAUGUGUUGAACCCAUCAAUGAGGAACAGGUGGUGAUUGGACAGUAUGAAGGUUAUACAGAUGAUCCUACUGUUGCAAAGAGUUCCAAUACUCCUACUUUUGCAUCUCUUGCUCUUCGUAUCAACAACGAACGCUGGGAUGGCGUACCUUUCAUCGUGAAAGCUGGGAAGGCGUUGGAUGCUAAAAAAGUCGAAAUACGUGUGCAGUUUAGGGACACUCCUGGUGACAUCUUUAAUUGCAAGAAGCUAGGCCGAAAUGAGUUCGUAAUGCGUCUGCAACCAAAGGAGGCGAUGUACAUGAAACUAACGGUGAAGGAACCUGGCUUGGACAUGAAGGCCAUACAGAGUGAGCUAGACAUGUCGUACAAUCAACGCUAUGAAGAAGUUGUCAUACCAGAGGCUUACGAGCGUCUAAUUCUUGAUACUAUUCGUGGGGAUCAACAGCAUUUUGUGCGAAGAGAUGAGUUGCGGGUUGCCUGGGAGAUAUUUACACCUCUCUUGCAUCGCAUCGAUGCUGGAAAGAUUCCACUGCUACCAUACAAGCAAGGGUCUCGAGGACCGCGUGAAGCUGAUGAGUUAAAUGCACAGACAGGAUAUGUGCGAAGUGAGGGCUACAUUUGGAAAUCCCCCACAAAUUAGGCAACUGCCGUAGCUACGUAGCUGUGUUUGUUUGGUUGCAUGCCCCUGAAAAUGCGGGGGGAUGCUUAACUUACAACCUUGAAGGCUGUACUUUUGAACACUUGCACUAUUUCUAUGUUCUUCAAGAUGUCUUUUAAACUCCAGUUCCGUAAAUUUGAAUAGUUGUGGAGAAUUACUGUCGUCGCA
This is a messenger RNA of Physcomitrium patens, 2242 nucleotides long. Its product is annotated as glucose-6-phosphate 1-dehydrogenase 5, cytoplasmic. Gene Ontology annotation, molecular function: glucose-6-phosphate dehydrogenase activity; NADP binding. Gene Ontology annotation, biological process: pentose-phosphate shunt, oxidative branch; glucose metabolic process. The record is from RefSeq and is a predicted model, not a curated record. Gene Ontology annotation, cellular component: cytosol. Lineage: Eukaryota; Viridiplantae; Streptophyta; Bryopsida; Funariales; Funariaceae.